AUGACCGGUGGAGGCUACGAGCGAUCAAGAAUGGAGCAUUGUGUUGGGCUCUUCUUUGAUCCUCCACCACCUCCAAGAUGGCUCUCCGAUGAUGAACACAUGAAGAAUAAGGUAGACAAGAAUCUUUGUAGAGACAUGCUUCGUGUAGUUGGCGAAAUACGAAAUAAAUGGGGCGAAUUGUUCAUUG
Molecule: messenger RNA, 187 nt
Organism: Ilex paraguariensis (yerba mate)
Lineage: Eukaryota; Viridiplantae; Streptophyta; Magnoliopsida; Aquifoliales; Aquifoliaceae
Source: the annotation of a GenBank genome assembly